AUGGAAAAGCAAGACAAAGAAAAAACUGAAAUAACCUACGAAUUUACCAGAAAAAGGAAACAUUUUGGUAGACAAACUUUGUUCACCGACCGCGAAGGUGAAAUGAUAAUGUCGAUACCGAGUAACCCGGCGCUAUACGCUAACUAUAUCCUGAGGAAUCCCAUCAACGUGGCCAUACAGAACACGGGGACCAUGUCCGAACAUUGGGUUAACUCUGAGAGAGUUGAGUACACAACAUCUGGUAUUAACCACGUUGAAGGUGGGUGGCCGAAAGACAUAAACAUGAACGACGCAGAAGCUACCCAGAGGUACAGGCGGAAAAUAGAAAAAGAUGACGCUUAUAUUCACGCAGUCAUGAAUUUAGGGCACAGUAUGGAGCACAAUAUCCUACAGAACAACGCGGUAGACGUAUACCAGACGUACUACUCUGAACUACCAUCGAUCCCCGCAGUAGAGAAGAGUGCUUGUCACACUGUCAACGUGUAUAGAGAGCCGGGAGGGAACAGGCGGCCAGUACGCGCUUUGUCCUGGCAGGCAGAGGGCGCUAGGUUGGCCACAGCACACGCUGAUGUCAACUACAUGAGGACUUCUAGGGGAUUGCAGUUCUCGUAUAUCUGGGAUAUUGAGAAUGCCAACGCUCCCGAACUAGUGAUCAAGCCACCAGAACCGCUGCUUGACUUACAGUACAACCCCCGUGACCAACACAUACUUGUAGGCGGUUUCAUGAAUGGACAGGUAGGCUGGUGGGACAGUCGUAAAGGCGGCGAGCCGGUCGGGGUGUGCCCGCCGCACGUCGCACACAGAGACCUCGUACGUAACGUCCUCUUCAUCAACUCCAAAGCCGGCGCUGAGUUCUUCUCAUCGUCACCAGAUGGCGUUGUUAAAUGGUGGGACACUCGUAAUAUGAACGAGCCAACAGAUACGAUGAUCAUAGACCUGGUGAAGACGCACACCGACACACAGAGCAUCGACAACGCUUUGGGAAUAUCGGCUCUGGAAUACGAGCCCACUAUCCCAACAAGAUUUAUGGUUGGCACUGAAACUGGCUUAGUAGUCGGUGGCAACAGAAAGGGCAAAACGCCGUUAGAAAAACUACCGUCCAAGUAUGAGGCACACCUAGGCCCAGUAUACGCUCUACAGCGGAACCCAACGUUCCUUAAGAACUUUCUCACAGUGGGCGACUGGACCGCGAGGGUUUGGAGCGAGGACUGCCGCGAAUCCUCCAUACUGUGGACCAACUCGCACCAUACUAAACUAACGGAUGGAGCGUGGAAUCCUAUUAGGUUCUCUCUAAUGCUGCUAACGCAAUGGGACGGGUGUCUGUCUUGCUGGGACCUGCUGCGGCGCCGCUCAGCGCCUAUCGUCACCGCGCAGCUCUGCGAUGAGCCGCUACUGCGGUUACGACCGCACGAGGGGGGUUUGCUCGUGGCUUGCGGCAGCAGCAUGGGUACUAUUUACCUAGCGGAACUUUCGCAGAAUCUUGGCACGGCUGAUAAGAACGACAAACAACUUUUAACUAAUAUACUCGACCGCGAGAACAAACGCGAGCGUAUACUCGAAGCGCGCAUGCGUGAGUUGCGUCUAAAGUUGCGUGCGUGCGACGCGCCGCCGCACGAGGAGCCCGUCUGUAAAGACCGCGACUUAGACGACGCCGAGACUGAGUACAAACAGGCGUUAGAAACGCUACGGUCGCAGCAGAAGGCGCAACAGACUGUUAAUUAGAAGGUUUAUUAUUUA
Molecule: messenger RNA, 1737 nt
Organism: Aricia agestis (brown argus)
Lineage: Eukaryota; Metazoa; Arthropoda; Insecta; Lepidoptera; Lycaenidae
Gene: Dnai2
Product: dynein axonemal intermediate chain 2
Exons: 11
Coding region: 1-1722 (573 amino acids)
Biological process (GO): cilium movement; outer dynein arm assembly
Cellular component (GO): outer dynein arm
Molecular function (GO): dynein light chain binding; dynein heavy chain binding
Source: RefSeq, a predicted model, not a curated record